AGCUUCAGUCUCCUCCAGCGGCGGACGGACCGACACCGACUUCUCUCUCUCUCCCGUAGCCGCCGUCGGGCCGCGCUUCUCGGCCAUGGCGUCCAUCGUGUGCCGGGUCCAGUUCCUGGAGGACUCGGAUCCGUUCGUGUGUACCAACUUCCCCGAACCCCGCCGACCCCCGCCGGUCGCUCUGGAGGAGAACCUGCCGCUCAGCGAGCAGGUCGCCGGGAUCCACAAGCUGCUGGCGGCGCCGCUGAAGUUGGAGGACUGCACCCUCCAGUUGAGUCCCAGUGGAAACUAUCUGGAUCUGGAUUCUUCUCUGUUGGAGCAGCGAGACGAGCUGGAGAAUUUCUACGAAGACGUGGCGUGGUUCGAUCCCGCCCACACAGUAGAAGUGUCCUUGGGCAAGACGCUGAAGCCCGAGUUGGAUGGCAGGCAGCUCAGAACGGGAAACAUAAAGUGUUAUCUGGUGGCCCUUCGGAGGCCGCGACCCGCAGAGAAGCUGUACAACUCUCAGGGUCCGGAGCUCCGGCGCUCGCUCUUCUCCCUCAAGCAGCUCUUCCAGGAUGAUAAAGAUCUGGUUCCGGAGUUCGUGGCGUCUGAAGGUUUGACGUGUUUCAUUAAAGUGGGAGCAGAAGCCGACCACAACUACCAGAACUACAUCCUGAGAGGUGAGACUCAUCUGAACACACCUCCACUGUUCCUGGACCUUCUAGAACCCAAUCAAAUCUUUCAAUCUAGGCUGGUGUUGAUCCAGAAAGUCCCCGUCAGUGUCUAUCUAUGGAUGGAUCCAAGCAAGACUCUGGCGGUGCUCCCGGACCAGGACUCCUUCUACGAUGUGACCGACAGUCUGGAGCAGCUGGGGAUGGAGGCCGUCAUCAGCAAGUACCUGAACAACAAGGGGGCGGAGCCUGACCUGAGGGCGCAGUUCACCAUCUAUGAGACGGCUCUCAGGUACGAGGACGGUGACAUCGAUGACUCCUCCCCUCACCUCCGUAAGGAGAGACGGAAGAUGGCUGCCGGCGAGCAGGACGGACGGAAGAGCCGUCGUUCGUCCAACCAGAGCCUGCCGGACGUCCUGUCCCCCUCCAGCUCCCUCUCCUCCCCCAUCCUCUCCCCCGUCUCCCCCUGUGUCUCCUCCCCCUCCACGGUGCUCGGCAGCAGGGCGUCGUCCCCGCUGACCUCCGAUAGCUCCGCCUCCAGUCCGUCCGGGUCCCAGAGAGGCUCGCCGCUGCCCCCAGCAGCCAAUGGCAGCGUGAGCACGGAGCAGCAGGACGCCGCCACACCCAGCCACAGUGCCUCCUCUGAUUCCUCCCUGCAGGACAAAUCGUCUCAGUUGAACUCGGAGCAGCUCAGCAACAAGACGGAAACUAAAACCAGCUUCAACUCAGGGGAGGAAGACCAGAUGUUCUGCCCUGAUGACUGCAGUGUAAAUCUGGACAAACCCGUCCUGAGGAAGUUUGAAGACACCUUCCUACGCAGCCUGGCGGCCACUCAGUGGGAGAAGAAGAAGAAGAACAAACAGCUGAGCCAGUCCCGGCCGUCCACCUCUGAUGAUGUCAUAACUGCGAGCCCGCCGCCCACAGCAGAGGAGGGGGGCGGGGGUGCUGAGGAGGCGUCGCGUCGCGGUUCAUCAUCCAGCAGUUUGGACACAAACGGACACUCAGACUCCCAGAAUGAAUCAGUGUUUCCGAUGCAGCGCCAGUGCAGCACGCUGUCCAACGACAGGAAGUUCCUGCUCGACAUGCUUUACUCCAAACCGUCUGCGGCGGCGCCUCUGAGCCCGACGGCUGCUGCCGACACCACCGAAGAAGAAGGAGGCUUCCUGCCUGGUGAAGAUGUGGCCGGUCAAGGUCGUGUGUCGGAGCGUCUGUCCAGCUUCAGAGCGCGCUCAGUAGAGCCCAGCGGUCCCAGCGAGAGCAGCGCCUCCCGCAGAGCGGAGCUGGAAGGUCUGGAAGGUUCUGCUCAGGCGGCGCUGGCCCGACUGGCUGAAGAAAGGCAGAACCGGAGUCUCCGGCAGCAGAGCAGCAUCGACGCCGAGGCCCAGGCCCGGCGCCUGGAGACGACCCAGAUGGUUCCGCUGGGUGCCGGCGGUUCGAGUGACGCCUGGGACCAGCUGCAGCCGAGCGCUGCCGCGCUGCGCAUCAAGGACCUGGACUUCUCGGACCUGCUGGACGAGGAGGACAUCGAUGUUCUGGACGUGGACUCCUUCGACUCCUCAGCCUCCCACCUCACCGGCCUCCCCCCACCUCCUCCUCCUCCCCCGGCCGCGGCGGCGUGUCAGAGGAAGAAGAAGACGGUGAAGCUGUUCUGGAAGGAGCUGAAGCAGGCAGACGGACCGACUAAGUGCCGCUUCGGCCGGGGGACGGUGUGGGCGUCGCUGGACAAGGUUACCGUGGAUACAGCCCGUCUAGAACACCUGUUCGAGUCCAAGGCCAAGGAGCUGGCUGUUACCAAGAAAGGACCGGAGACCAAGAAGUCUGAGAUUCUGGUUCUGGACCCGAAGAGGAGCAACGCCAUCAACAUCGGUAUGACGGUCCUGCCGGCGGUCCACGUCAUCAAGACCGCCAUCCUCAACCUGGACGAGUUCGCCAUCAGCAAGGAGGGCAUCGAGAAGAUCCUGACCAUGACGCCCACCGAGGAGGAGAAGCAGAAGAUCCAGGAGGCCCAGCUGGCCAACCCAGACGUCCCUCUGGGCACCGCCGAGCAGUUCCUGCUGAGCCUGGCCUCCAUCAGCGCCCUGACCCCCCGCCUGCAGCUCUGGGCCUUCAAGCUCAACUAUGAGGUUCUGGAGAAGGAGAUCGCAGAGCCGCUGUUCGACCUGAAGCUGGGGAUGGAGCAGCUGGCAUCCAAUCAGACGUUCCGGAGGAUCCUCGCCACGCUGCUCGCCAUCGGGAACUUCCUGAACAGCUCCAGCGCUAAGGGCUUCGAGCUGGGCUACCUGGAGAAGGUGGUGGAGGUGAAGGACACGGUCCACCGUCAGUCUCUGCUGCAUCACACCUGCAGCCUGCUGGUGGAGAAUUACCCACAAUCCUCGGACAUCUACUCUGAGAUCCCCGCCAUCACCCGAUCCGCCAAAGUGGACUUCGAGCUGCUGUCGGAGAACCUGGUCCAGCUGGAGCGCCGCUGCAAAGCAUCCUGGGACCAUCUGAAGGUGGUGGCCAAGCACGAGACCAAGGCGGCUCUGAAGAACAAGCUGACGGAGUUCCUGAAGGACUGCACCCAGAGGAUCAUCAUCCUGAAGGUGGUGCACCGCCGGGUCAUCAACAGGUUCCACUCCUUCCUGCUGUUCCUCGGCCAGCCGUCCUCCUCCGUCAGAGACAUCAAAGUGACCAGUUUCUGUCGGAUCAUCAGUGAGUUUUCUCUGGAGUAUCGGACCACCAGAGAACGGGUUCUGACCCUAAAACGCAAACGAGCUGCUCACAGAGAGAGAACCAAGACCCGAGGGAAGAUGAUCACUGAGACGGAGAAGUUCUCCGGGGCAGUGCCUCUCCAGGAUGGACCCUCGCCGGUCUCUGUGGCGAUGGAGGCGGAGCCUGGUGUGGAGGAGGAGCACGAGAACAUGAAGAACCUGCUGAUCAGCAGCGACGGCGGCCUGAGUGUCGACCAGAGAGGCCUGAGGCGCUCCAGAGCCGUUCGCACUCUGGGCCGGGUCAGUCCGUCUCAGAUGGGAGCAGCCAGAGAAGACGGCUCGAGUCCUCAGGACGACGCCACCGAUGAGAUCAUGGACCGGCUGGUGAAGUCUGUUACCCAGAACCCAUCGGACCGGGCCUCCAGCCCCAAGACACGCAAACGCUCCCGACUCAACAGGAAGUCAUGUGAGUAUGAUGCUGGGCUCGGCCAGGUUCUGGUUCUCUCUUGGUCGGUUCUGUCAUCAAGACCUAAACAGCUGGUCCGUGUGAACUACGACUCCCAGGAUGCAUUUCGGGCCAAAGCGUCUCCAUGA
This is a messenger RNA of Stegastes partitus (bicolor damselfish), 3937 nucleotides long. RefSeq names its product formin homology 2 domain containing 1 (gene fhod1). The record is from RefSeq and is a predicted model, not a curated record. Gene Ontology annotation, biological process: cortical actin cytoskeleton organization. The coding region runs from base 86 to 3937 and encodes 1283 amino acids. The transcript has 26 exons. Gene Ontology annotation, molecular function: actin filament binding. Lineage: Eukaryota; Metazoa; Chordata; Actinopteri; Pomacentridae. Gene Ontology annotation, cellular component: cytoplasm; cytoskeleton.